CGAAGAGGGCCAGACAGAGGACAUGUGGCGAGAAGGAGAAGAGCAGCGCGAGAACGCCGAUGGGGCAUGCCAUCGGCAGCAGGAGGAGCACAAGGGGGAAGGGGGGAGACCGAGGAGGCGGAGAAGGGCGCAGACGCGCGAGGAGGACUGCGCAGCAGGACGACGAGCAGGAGCGCCUGCCCCCCCCCCAGCGCAGCGCCCGGCGCGCGGGCUACACCUUCCGCGCGCUGGGGGUCGGCGGGCCCUGGGCCGGCGUGGGCACGAAGCUGGCGCUCUACGACCGCGCGCUGUCCGCGCUGGUCGGCGGCGCCAUCGCCCCGGAGGACCCGGUGCUGUUGCUGGACGCGUGGGACACGGUCGUGCUGGGCCCCGCCGAGGAGCUCGCCGCGAAGCUCGCCGCGCUUGGCGCCAUGGGCCCUGGCGGCAGGGUGGUCUGCGCGGCGGACCGCAUUUGCGCCCCGGAGCACAGGAUCGCGCCGCAGAUCGAGCGCCUCGACCCGUCGGCCAGCUCCCCCCUGCGCUACCCGAACUCCGGGGGCUUCGCCGGCACGGGGGCGGCGCUGGCGGCGUUCCUGGCCCAGCUCGUGCGAGGCACCGACGCUGGCGCGUUCACGGAGGGCUGCGACGAUCAGUUGCGCGUGCAGGAGGUGAUGCUCGCCUGCGCGGCUCGAGGCGCCCCGCUGCCGGUGGUCUUGGACUACGGGUGCAGCAUCUUCCUCAACAUGGGCGAGCCUGAGUGCAUCUGGGAUUACGAGCCUGCCGGGCCUCCGCGGGACGGCGGCGCCGGCCCGCCGGCCCCGCGCGUGCGGCACCACGCGACGGGCGAGCGGCCGCUGGCCGUGCACGGCUGCGGCGGCAACGGCCGUUGGUUCUUGGCGGACGUGUACCGCGAGCUGAUACCCCCGCGUUCGGCUGUCGCCAUUAUUCCCGACAGAGUGUGCGACGUGGGCCAGCUGUGGGAUAAUGUGAUAAGAUCCGCGAAUUUGAAGCACAUGGCGCACAUCCUGCCCGACGCGGCCGAGAACAGCGAGAGGCGAACGCAGCUUCUCAUCAAUUUUCCUGGCACGCGGGGUGAUGACGGCGGCAUCGCUCCAGGAGCUGACGACGGCCUGGCGCUGCCCAUUGCUGACAUUGGAGCCCUGGAUGACAGGGUGGCCGUGGAGGGCUUGCCAGGUGGACUACCCGACCUCGAGGACGCCGGCGGCGACGUGGGAGACCCAGCCCUCAACCACAAGCUGGCCGACCACAAGAGCAACUACCCUUAUAAGCGCCUCGACCGCGGCACUCGAGCAUGGUUCGAUUACUGGGGCGGCGACAUCGCGAAGCCAGAGGCCAAGAUCGACCUGCUGGCGAUAGCGAUCCACGGGAGGAACGAGGCGGUGGGCAUCGAGUGGCGGCGCCAGCGUUGCCGCAGGUUCAUGCACAGCCGAUCGGUCCAGGUGCCCCGCCGAUGCCUGAGCCCGCCAGCGGGGGCAGCGAGCGCCAGCGGCGGCACAGCAGCUGGGGCGCAUUUCGAGCGGAGGCUGCGGCGGGACUGGAGUCUCAAGGUGCUCGCCGAUUCAGGUAGCCGCCACAGGUCACAGGCGUCUUCGAGCCAGCUGUCGGUUAUACCAGCCGCGCGGCAACGAUCGCUGAGCGAGACCGCAUGUGAUUGCCUUCCCUCGGAAGCCCUGCAGCUCAUCAGCGAGCGCCGUGCGGGCCGCAAGAGGUCCCUCCAUUGUUCUAUGUUGGCCGAGCGUGAGGAAUCAACCGUGCUGGAUGAUGCCGAGUACGAGCCCGGUGGGCCUGUAUAUACCACACUGUCAGUCUUCAGAGGCGCUGCUCCAGACGACCUUACGUCUCCUGCAUCCCGUGUGUGGAAUGGUUCCUACGAUUUUGUGAACGCCAACUUCGCGCACCUCAGGGCUCGCUUUGCUGGUUGGCGUGAUGUGGUCAAGCGACUUGUCUCGCUCAGCUCCAGAGGUGCUCGACAGGGCGAUGCGGGGAGGUUCCACGGCGCAUGCCGCAGGGUAUUUCGAGAGCUUUCAAGCACCAUCCAGCGCAAAGACGUCGUGGGCGUGACGGGUAAGAAAGCUGCACUGCCUGAUUCGAAGGCUGAGUUCUUAUGUCUUUUUGCCAAUCGAUGUCUAUGCAGUCGCCGUGGUAGACUGGCAGUGACCGUCUUGAACGGCAUCCACAAGUGCAUGAAAGAUGCACAUCGGUCGAAGGAGUUGCGGCUGCAGUUGGUGCGAUCCGAGAUAGUGGUUCUCCUGUGUGCUUGGCCUGAAGUACGUGAUGGUGGUGGCAAGCUGGCGGCCCUCGACCCAGGCGCCAUCCCGUCGGAGUGCUUGUGGGUCCACGUGGCGCACGUGUUGCAGAAGCCGUGGGAGACGAUGAGAGCGAUGGCCGCCAUAGUUCGGAUGCUGACCAUGACCACGAUUCGGAUGAACCCGAGCAUGGUGAACUUGAGGCCAUCGUCCGCCGCCGCGUGGCGGCGCCGCGAACGCGCGCGCGACGCCUCGAACGGCUUCCUGUCGCGGGGCGCCGCGCGCGCGUUGGACUGCGUCUUGCGGGGCGCGCCGUUGCAGGCGCGCGGCGCGGAAGCGGCGCGCGAGGGCGCCGCCGACGUCCAGUCGCGCCGCGCGCGCGGCGGCUGCGCGUCAGAGAUGCCAGCGGCGCCGCCGAUUUCCGCGGCCGCGGGUCAGGGCUGCCACCCUCGGGCCGCGGCGCGCCGCAUCCCAGCCAUGGCGCCGUCGGCGCCGCAGUGCCUCGGCGCCGCGAGGUGGGCGCGCCUGAAGGUGUACAUGGGCGCGCCGUUGCGUAAGGGCGCCACGCCAGGGCUUCGCAUGCGCUGCAUCGGGCUUGCAAGCCUGAACGUGUUCAAGGUCCGAGGGCACACGCUCCGUCUGCAGUUGCAGGUGGCUGGGCUGUCCGAGAACAUGCGCGGCGAGCUUCGCUUCUCAAUCCCUGCGGAGAUUGAGAUCGUGCCGAAGGCUCCAGGCGCCAGUGCUGCCGCGGGUGCCAGCCAGAGCGCCAGUGCUGCUGCGGGUGCCAGCCAGGCCCCACAGGAGGCAGCGCUGGGCGCGUCGCCAGGUGCCGAUCGAGCCUCUCCCUGCGCCGCAGCAGCAGUCACCGACUGCGGCGCCGCCUCGGCCGAGCGCCGCCCCGAGCGUGGCGACGGCGAAGGACACGAGGACUUCAUAUUCAAGAUUUGUGCUAUGCGCGGCUUGGGCGCCAAGGCUUGUGGCAAGGCCGGAACGUCGACGCCUACUAAGCAUCCUGGGUCCAAGAAGGGCCUCGAACUUGUCCAGCCUCUGUCGGCAGCUGGCCUUGAGAGCUUCCCUGGCCAGUGCAUGGGCAAUCCCAGUGAUGAGCGUGAGCGGGCGGACUGCGGCAACACCUUGAAUAAUGCCCCGAAGCACGAGCAGUAUGACUGCAAGCAGUGGGGCGGCUACCAGAUCCAGUGGAAGAAGGAGGGUAAGCACUGGAAGGUGCUAUUACCAUCGGGUCCUCUGUGCUGGAACUGCGGCCCGACGGCUCGCGCCUUCUGCCAGCACGGCAGCCCGUCCCAGAUUGCGAUGAAGUGCAACGAGGUUUCAGAGUUCGACAAUGAGUUUUGUGAUGCAAUGGUCGGCUUGAAGGUGCCUGCUACUAAAGUGUUCUUCCCCAGCGACGUGGCCAGGACCCAGGCAACGUUCGUGCGGGCCAGCAAGCGGAAGCGGGGCCUCAGCCCUGAGGAAUACAAGGUCAAGGGGUGGAAGCUGAGUUUGGUCGACAACCCCGACGGCCCGACGUCCAAAAUGCAGGUCGUUGUGAUGGCGGACAGCAAGGAGCUCCGCGAGGCGAACAUCGGCAUCGCGAUCGAAUACGGCAUCGAGAGGUUGACGUCAGAGUCGGAGUACAAGGUUUUGGCCCAAACGCAGUUGUAUGCCAAGCAAGCGAAGAGUGUUUUCGCAGAUAUGAUAAAAGCAUCUGGUUUGGAGGAUCCUGCGUACAAGCGCGCUCGCCUUGCCACUCUCACGGCUGAGGAUUGCACGGCGACGCUCCCAGACAAGAAGGGCGACGACGACGGCGCGGAGGAUGGCGGCUUAGACGAGGGCGGCGAUGGCAAGGAGGCCGCGCAGGUGGAGGACGGUCACGACGUCCCCGCACAACGGCAAGAUAUUGGAUAUUGGGCAAAAUUGAAUGCCAAGGACUGGGCCUUUGUACACACGUGCGUCCCAUGCGCCUUCGACGAUUAUGUGGCGGAUGAGAAUGAGACUGCUGUGAGCAUGGCGUCCACUGCAGCCAACUUGGCCAUCAGGCUCGGCGAGAAUUUCGACCGGGUGCUGUCCGAGAAACUCAAGGCCAUCAACCUCACCACCAUUGCAUCGGGAGUGUCCAUGCUGGGCCACCGCCGUGCCAGGAUGAAGUCGAAGAGGGACCAGUUUACGAUGUCGGCCAAUUCGCAGGAGGGCGAGGCCGCCAAGAUCAUCACAGACAAGUUGAUCUUGGCUCAGGACGCAGAGGACCUCAGCAAGCCUGAGCACAUGUUCUCGAUGAGUGACGCCGAGUUUCGCACGAAGCUCGAGAGCCUGUCUGCUGCGGGCAUGGUCAUGCCAGUGAGCUUGGCAGUUGAAAUCAACGACAGGAAGGCUUCCGAGAUGGGCAAGAAGUUACUCGAAGAGGAUGGUCAUACUAAAAUCCCUGACUUUUUCAAUGUGGCGAUGCCUGUGGGCGCCGCGGCGGACGACGGCAGCGAGCAUGCUGCAGUCGACGCCAGCGAGGGGUACGACUGGAGAUCUCCGUUAGCCCGCCUCGUCCCUGGAACUGAGGCCAGCAUGUGCAUUCGGUUCGAGAGCGCCACCUUCAGUUACUUUGUGAAGCCUCUCUUCAAUGCUUGGGGCACAUCGCUGUCCCACGAUGCGUGCGAGAAGCUGGCGACAGAUGUGGACGCUUUCUUGAUCGAGAACACGCCUCAUGACGCCCCCGAGGUGAUCCAAGCAUCGAUCAACAAGAUCAUCGAGUGCAUGCGCGCGGCGCUGUACGUUCAGAACCCGCUGAAUGUCGCCAACCUCUCCGACUUUGAGAGUCUCUCAUCGGCGACGGCUUUGGAUGACAGCGGCUGGAAGGGCAUCCUCUACAACGCGUUCGAGCAGAUGGGCGAGUGCAGCUCCUUCAAGGCGCCGCUCCUGUCCAUCAGGAGGACUAAGGUGACCCACGCAGUCAACGUCGAGAAGAUCAACAUGGCAGUGCAGAUCUUGUCAUCUCUAUCUGGUGAUGCAACGGAUGAGCAGGUCACGGCCACUCGGGCGUCAAUGACAGACGCGGUGAAGAAUCUAACUACUCUGGGGGCUGGGUCGAGGGAUAAGUCGAUGCGCGUCCUGGACGAGAAGCUGGCAACGUUCUGCGGGCGCGUCGCUGACCAGGCUCUUGCGAUCGAGACCCUGUGGAAGUCGAGUGUAACCUACGAUGCUCCCAAGCUGACGUCGACAAUCGACGAGCUAAAGCAGAUCUCGACUUUCUUGGAGUAUGCUUCCUCUGGCAACCUUGCAUGCAUGCCGCUCAGAUGCGCCGCGGCACCAGAAGCAUGCAAGGACCUGUCGAGGCACAUGUCGAUCGAACUAUCGAAGAUCGGGUUCGCUGGCCGUCUCACUGAGAUCAGUGUCACAGACUUCUUCGACCAGGCCAAGAAGGCCACCUUCAUGGACCACCUCACCGCGAUCCUGAGGGUCGCGGACCUCGGGUCGCCCUUCCCUGCUGACGUGACCACCGCUGCAGAAGAGUUGCUCCAGAAGCUGCUCGAGCAUAUCACGAGUGAUGAGGCUGGCAUGGCUGGACAAAAGGCGUCGGAGGUGUUGCCCGUCGUGGGGAAAGUCAUGGAGCUCCUUCACCCUUCGACGCCGCCGAGGCAGGGGUGGAUUACAAUGCACAGGCUGAUGACCACUGCAGUUGACGCCAGGACCGCCCUUCUUCACUACAAGUCUCUUGGCAAUGAUGCGGCGUCCAGGGUUGCUUCUGAUAAAUCUGGUGUUCUUCUCAGGGGGCUGUUCGGUGCCGAGAAAUCGGUCCUUGCACAGUCCAGGCAGGCAGACGACAAAUACAUUGACAGCGUAUCCAUGCCUACGUUCCAUGCUGCGAUCGACGAGCUCAUCGAUUGCGACUCCAAGGCGAAGUACGAGGCCGCGAGGGCAGAGGUUGAUAAGAUCUGGACGAUGCCGAUGGACCCUGAUGAUACCGCCAGCGGCAGCCUCAAAUAUUGCUACCAGGGCACGUUCGACGGGAGCAAUUGGCAUGAUGUCAUCAGUGCCUCGGCGGACUGCGACGUGAUUUCCAAGCAUGCUGCCAGAACGAUCUUGUGCUUGGACCCCAUCAGGUUCAAGGCUGCGGUCUCUAAGUUCCAGAAAGCGUUCGGGGGCGCCCAGCUCGAGAGGGAGGGGCUGGACGUGAAGCCUCUCGCGCAGUGGGAGGUCGAGCAGGCGGCGAGGAUCGCCAAGGCGGUCACGACCUCGCGCGAGGCAACGAUGAUGGCCAUCUUCGCGAAGUUCAAAGACAAUCGCAACACGUUGCAGUCCAAGGUGAGGCUCGAGAAGAAUGCCGCUGAGAAGUCCAAGCCGAGCAGCUGGGAGCACGUGCGCGCGUCGGUGAAGAAGUGCGCGGAGCACGCCAUCAAGUUGCUCCCUCUUUAA
Prorocentrum cordatum is the source of this 6647-nucleotide messenger RNA. The record is from the annotation of a GenBank genome assembly. Lineage: Eukaryota; Dinophyceae; Prorocentrales; Prorocentraceae.